Molecule: messenger RNA, 3081 nt
Organism: Mytilus californianus (California mussel)
Lineage: Eukaryota; Metazoa; Mollusca; Bivalvia; Mytilida; Mytilidae
Exons: 12
Coding region: 89-2638 (849 amino acids)
Source: RefSeq, a predicted model, not a curated record
UGACAUCUAUUUCAUGAGCUGCAUACAAAAUAGACUUGUGUCUCGUUCAUCACUCCGGAAGUAGCACUUAUAAGCAACGCUGUAUGUAAUGUAUAUUAUAAAUAAAUGGAGUGCGUUAUUAACUGUUGUUGGAAUUUUAAGCUUCCAUACUACCGAUUCCCAGAUACGGCCGGGAGGAAAAAUGACACCAAAAUUUAUAAACACAAUUCUAAAGUUACAUAAUGACUACCGGAGAAGUGAAGGAGCAUCCAAUAUGAAACAACUGAGAUGGAGUCGAAAAUUGCAGAAUGACGCACAAGCCUGGGCAGGUAAAUGUAGGUAUGCACAUGCAUAUGGUAAAUGGGGAGAGAACGUGUUUAAAGCUGAAUCUUUUUUGCCGGAUGAUGUUCUGAUAGAACGGGCUGUCAGUGAAUGGUAUUUUGAGAAGAUGAGCUGGAAAUUUACACCUGAUUGUUCUGAGGCUUGUCAUUACACGCAGGUUGUUUGGGCAGAAUCGGAAGAAAUAGGAUGCGCCUUCAAACGUUGUACAACUUUAUUUUUGACAGAAGAAUUUAUACCAAAUGGUUGGAUGUUGGUUUGUUAUUACAAUCCACAAGGAAAUAUAAUAGGACAGAUGCCAUAUACUCAUGGUAAACCAUGUAGUACUUGUAAACAGGGAUAUACAUGUAGCCGAAAACUUUGUGGCAAAGGAGCAGUGGCAGGACGGUAUAUGCCUCAUAAUAAUCCACGUCCAGUACCUCCUAAUAAUCCUCGACCAAAACCAACACCUAGAGUUAACCGGGCACCACCACAUCCAAUACAACUCAGACAACACACCUCUCAUUCAGCUCGCCCUCAAGCAAACAGACAUAAAUCAGGUCCAAACGCUCCACCACCUCCUGCGUACAGAUACCAACCAGCGGCAAAUCAACCACCAAGAACAGCGGCUAAUCAACCACCAAGACCAGCAGCUCAUCCUCCCCGACAACCAGCUCAUCCUCCACGGCAACAACUGCAUCCUCCAAGACAACCAGCUCCUCAUAAUACUAGAGCACCUGUUCGUCAAUAUCAGGCACAACCAAUGCAACAAUCAUAUCCAAGUCAAAAACGAGCAAACCCGCCUCAGCCACAACCACAAGCAACCGCUCAAGUUCAAUAUAUAUCGGGGAAAGUCCUAACUGGUUGGAUGCCAGUAAAGACACCACCAAGAUCUCAACAAAUAUCACACAACAAUCAAACAAGCUUUCCUCCACUAUCAAAUCCUGUUUUGUCUGGAAAUACAAUAAUCAAAAGUGUUAAACCUAUACCAACAAAACGACGACAAGAGCAAAAUCCCUAUUCAGGUGGGCGUUCGGCACCCUCAUCUCAGAGUAAUGGAGUUCAAUAUCCUCAACCAUCACCUGUCAAACACCAACAACAAUAUUCUGUUCAACAGCCAAUACAACAGCAGCCGCAAAUUCAACAUCAACCAAAACCUUCACCUCAUCAGCAAACACAUUUUAAAUACCAACAACCACAAUUACACCCCCCUGUUCCUGUUAACACGCAACAAUUAUCGGUACACCAAGCUCCUAAGCGAUAUGAACAGCAACAACAGCCUCAGCAGCAAGUAGCUCAGCCAGCACCUCAACCUUAUAGACAGCCACAACAAUCACAACACGUACCAGUACAACAGCCUCAUCAAAUAGUCCAGUCAGCACCACAACCAUAUAGACAGCCGCAACAAUCACAGCACGUACCGGUUCCACAACCUCAGCAAGCAGUCCAGUCAGCACCACAACCAUAUAAACAUACACAACAGUAUCCCAAAGGAGUCCAGCAACAAUACAGACCGCAACCUAACACUAAUCAAAGACCAACUGCUUAUGCUCCUCAACAAUAUCAAAAUCCUUAUUCCGUAAAUACCUCCAAUCAUAUCCCAAAUGAUCAACGAGGAUCUGUGCAGCCAUACCCACAGAAUGGUUAUCAGGCUCAAGGCCAACCGUACCAUCAAUAUCAAGGACAGAGGUCUCCUCCACAAGCUCCAGCACCAGCGUAUCCUCAGUAUCAAGAACAAAGACGUCCACAACCUGUACAUGUCUUUGUUGAUCCUCGUCCAAUAUACGUACCACCUGCACCGGCGCCCCCACCAACAACCACAACUCCCCCGCCUCCACCGCCAACAUGUUAUGAUCAAGACAAAAAUUGUAAACAUUGGGGAGUUUAUUGUACAAGUAAUCCUUAUGUUCACGAUAAUUGUCGCAAGACAUGCAGUACCUGCACUAUACCAAUGCCACCUAUAGUGCCAGAAAAAGUGCUUCACACAACUGCCACUCCAAUGACAACUCCUCGGCCGUCUAUAGUUCCUUCUAAUCCACCAUCACCAAUCACAGCUAGAACUGAUCAUCAUAGAAAUCCAAUGAGACAUCCACCGAGAAGAACUCUACCACCACAAAUGCACAAUAACUAUCCUACAACAACAGCAGCAUAUUAUCCACAAACAACAGGGUUUAACCAGCAACAAGCACCAACGCAUGUACCUGCACAAGGUGCACACGGUGUUCCUGGAUUCGGACUAUGUACAGACUUCGAUCAGCGAUGCAAACAGUGGGCGAAAUAUUGUGGCAUUGACGAAUAUGUGGAUGAUAUGUGUCGAUUAACUUGUAUGAGAUGUCGUUAGAGCUACUAGUUUUAAAUCUGUCUUUUGUUGUAAAUUCAAUGUAUACGGUUAGUGCAAUAUGCUUCACCGUACACAUGUGAGCGGUGUUUUUGCACUAUUAAGUAUUUAUGUUGAGGGAUUUUUCAAUUUAAAGUUUUGUCGUGGUUGUGUCACCUACUACAUAAUUUAUUCUUCAAUCAAUAUUUGAAUGAAGGUAUGAGUGACUUAUUUGAACUUCGAAAAACACUGUGACAUUACUCCAUUAACUAAUGUUUUAUAAUGCAAAGCCUGACAUCUGUGACUGUACUGAAAUAAGCGAAAGUAUUCAAUUCCGAAAGGCAUUGUUAGUGCGAUAGUCAACAGUAUUUGCUUCAGAGUAUACAGACCACUUAUUUGUGAUCCCAUUGAAACGAAAGUCACAAUGUAUUUAAAUGUCCUAAUUAUUUAAUUCUCAAAAACUUGUU